GAUUUCACUUAUAAAUACCUACAGGCACAUUAAAGUGUGAGACAGAUUAUAACUUUACCACCUCAGCCACUAUGAUCCAUGUACAUCAUAUUUUGUUCUUAUGUUUCCUUCUUCAUAAUUUUCAUUUCAUCAUUUGCAUCAGCAAUAACACAGAUAAAGAUAUACUUCUAUCUUUCAAAUUACAACUAACUGAUCCAAACAAUGUUCUGUCAAAUUGGACAACAGAUUCAAAUCACUGUACCUGGUAUGGAGUCAACUGUUCCAAAGCUGGUGAAAGAGUUCAGUCUCUCACCUUAUCAGGACUUGGCCUCUCUGGUAAACUACCUUCUAAUCUCUCCAACCUCACUUCCCUCCUUUCACUUGACCUUUCCAACAACACUUUUCAUGGUCAAAUCCCUUCAACUUUUGGCAAUCUCAUUUCUCUUGAGACUCUUUCUUUGGGAGAGAACAAGUUUAUUGGUGAGAUUCCAAUUGAAUUUGGCAAUCUCACACUCCUCACUGUCAUUCAAUUAGCUCGCAACAAUCUAUCAGGUACACUUCCACCACAAUUAGGCCAACUGCAUAAUCUACAAAGUUUGGACUUUUCUGUCAAUAAUCUCACAGGUGAAAUCCCUUCAACUUUUGGCAAUCUCAUUUCUCUUGAGAGUCUUUCUAUGGCAAGGAACAAGUUUGUUGGUGAGAUUCCAAUUGAAUUGGCCAAUCUCCGUAAUCUUUCAACACUUCAACUCUCAGAGAACAAUUUCUCUGGCAAGUUUCCUACUUCUAUUUUCCUCAACCUCUCUUCCUUAGUUUUCUUAUCCCUCACGCUGAACAAUCUAUCAGGCGAGUUGCCGCAAAAUAUUGGCAACGCCCUUCCAAAUUUAACCACACUUGCUAUUGCAACCAAUAGGUUUGAUGGAGUGAUUCCAAAUUCUAUAUCCAAUUCAUCACAUCUUCAAACUAUUGAUCUUUCUAACAAUAGAUUUCAUGGGCCAAUACCUCUUUUCAACAACCUGAAAAACCUCACUAUUUUGACACUAGCUAAUAACUUUCUCACUUCUACAACAUCAUUGAAUUUACAGUUCUUUGAUUCCCUUAGAAACUCCACUCAGUUGCAAAUCCUUAAGGUCAAUUAUAACAACUUGACCGGUGAACUUCCGAAUUCUGUUGCCUACCUUUCAAGCAAUCUACAACAGUUCUGUGUUUCUAAUAAUCAGCUAAAUGGAAGCAUUCCUAAGGGAAUGAAAAAGUUUCAAAAUCUCACAUCCUUCUCGUUUGAAUGGAAUAAUUUCACUGGAGAGUUCCCAAUAGAACUUGGAACACUCAAGAAAUUGCAGCAGCUUUGGAUACACCAAAAUAGAUUGUUUGGCGAAAUUCCAGACAUAUUUGGAAAUUUUACAAAUCUGUAUCAAAUUGCAAUGAGAAACAACCAGUUCACAGGUAGAAUUCCCGCGAGCAUCGGACGAUGCAAGAGCUUGAAUUAUCUUGACUUGGGAAUGAAUAGGCUUGUCGGUGUCAUACCAAUGGAGAUUUUUCAACUCUCUGGAUUGACAACUUUGUACCUACGUGGAAACUCGUUGAAUGGUUCGCUUCCUCCUGUACUCAACAUGGAGCAGUUAGAGUUCAUGAUUGUUUCGGACAACAAGCUAUCGGGGAACAUUUCUAACAUCCAAGCAAACGGAUUGAAGGUACUUCAGAUGGCAAGAAAUAAAUUUGGUGGCUCAAUUCCAAAUAGUCUAGGAGAUUCAGCAUUUCUUGAGACUUUGGAUCUAUCAUCAAACAAUCUCUCUGGUUCAAUUCCUGAGAAUUUAGAAGAGCUUAAGUAUUUGGUGAGUUUAAAUUUGUCUUUCAACAAAUUGGAAGGAGAGGUUCCAAUGAAAGGUGUUUUUAUGAACCUAAGCCAGGUUGAUCUUCAAGGUAACAACAGAUUAUGCGGCCUUAACAAUCAAGUUAUGCAAAAGUUGGGAGUCACUUUGUGUGUUGCAGGUAAAAAGAACAAGAGAAACAAUUUGCUCCUUAUCAUACUACCGAUUAUAGCCGCGACAGUUUUGUUUGUUUCAAUGCUCUCUCUGCUGUGGAUGCUAUAUUCCUCUAAGACGAAAAAAAAGGAGGAGCAAAGAAGUUUGUCAAAAUUGUCAUCAACUCCUCUAAAGGGUUUGCCUCAAAAUAUAUCCUAUGAUGAUAUUAGGCUUGCUACAAAUAAUUUUUCUUCUACAAACUUGGUUGGAAAAGGAGGCUUUGGUUCUGUUUACAAGGGAGUGUUCAACCUUAACACUUACGAAAGUCAAACCACCACACUUGCUGUUAAAGUUUUUGACCUGCAACAAAGCAAAGCCUGUCAGAGUUUUAGUGCAGAAUGUGAAACUUUGAAAAAUGUUAGGCAUCGGAAUCUUGUCAAGGUGAUCACUUCUUGUUCUAGUACUGAUCACAAAGGGGAUGAUUUUAAGGCCCUUGUUAUGCAUUUCAUUCCUAAUGGUAAUUUGGAGAUGAGUUUAUACCCAGAAGAUCUCGAGUCGGGAUCUUCACUAACCUUGUUGCAGAGGUUAAACAUUGCUAUUGAUGUUGCAUCUGCCCUGGACUACUUGCACCGUGAUUGUGAUCCACCAAUAGUCCAUUGUGAUUUGAAACCACUCAAUGUCCUACUAGAUGAAGAUAUGGUUGCACAUGUAGCCGAUUUUGGAUUGGCAAGGUUUCUCCCUCAAAAUGCAUCUGAGAAACGCAGCAGCACUCGAGAACUGAAUGGAUCAAUCGGCUAUAUUGCCCCAGAAUAUGGUCUAGGUGGCAAGGCUUCAACUAGUGGUGAUGUGUACAGUUUUGGGAUCCUACUGCUAGAGAUGUUGAUAGCCAAAAAACCAACAGAUGAAAUGUUCAAAGAAGGAUUAAACAUGGACAACUUUGUAUUAGAAAUGGAUGCAAAGCAAUUACUGGAUGUUGUUGAUCAAAGGCUUAUGAACCAUUUUGAAUAUUCGAUACAAAGUUUCAGCAGCGACAGUCAUAGUGGUAGAUCCGGCGACAUCAGCUAUAGUGAUGGUAGUAAGACAUACUGGACUCACAAUGCGGAGGAGUGCAUAGCUGCUGCAAUGAGAAUCGGCUUGUCAUGUGUAGCACAUCAUCCCAAAGAUAGGUUGACAAUGAGAGAAGCCUUAUCAAAGUUGCAUGGAAUUAAGCAGUCUGUUCUUGGCUUGUGAUGUUUGUUGGUGUCAUUUCUGCCUAUAGUGUAUAAUCUGUACUUACUGGUGCGCAAUCUGAAAAUUUUGCAAUAAGGUUCAUGUUCUCCUACUAAAUAAAUUAUAUGAAUAAGAAUUUCAAAUUAGUCAUUAAAUGCAUUUAAAAUGACAAUCAAAAUAGCUUUGUCUGGGUUGGAAAUGAAAAAAAAUGCCAAUAACUUGAUGUUAAAACACAAAAUUAAAUAGAGUCCAUACAGAACUUUGUUCUGGCUUUAAAAUACAGAACUUCGUUCUGGCUUUAAACGGGGCCCCCGCUAGUGGACGGUGGGAUUGGUCCCUCUUGAAUUAGUCGGUCGCAAGGCCGGAUACCAAGAUUUUCAACAAAAAAAAAAUAGAAUCGUCUCAAAUUUUGGGAGACUCUGUGUAAAUUAAUUGUUAUUUAACCAUGACAUAAUA
This is a messenger RNA of Vicia villosa (hairy vetch), 3602 nucleotides long. Its product is annotated as probable LRR receptor-like serine/threonine-protein kinase At3g47570. The coding region runs from base 72 to 3167 and encodes 1031 amino acids. Gene Ontology annotation, biological process: protein phosphorylation. The transcript is spliced from 2 exons. Lineage: Eukaryota; Viridiplantae; Streptophyta; Magnoliopsida; Fabales; Fabaceae. The record is from RefSeq and is a predicted model, not a curated record. Gene Ontology annotation, molecular function: ATP binding; protein binding; protein kinase activity.